Messenger RNA from Rhea pennata, 3297 nucleotides. Its product is annotated as DNA polymerase epsilon catalytic subunit A-like. Lineage: Eukaryota; Metazoa; Chordata; Aves; Rheiformes; Rheidae. The record is from RefSeq and is a predicted model, not a curated record. Gene Ontology annotation, biological process: mitotic cell cycle; base-excision repair, gap-filling; DNA replication. Gene Ontology annotation, cellular component: epsilon DNA polymerase complex. Gene Ontology annotation, molecular function: DNA binding; DNA-directed DNA polymerase activity; nucleotide binding.
AUGAAGGACGAUGGCUCCUCGCUGUCCUCCCUCAGGCGCCCGGAGCGCUCGCAGCGCACGGAGCGGCUGGACACACUGUUCGGCUUCGAGCGGCCCACGGAGCGUGGCGAGCGCACGGGCUGGCUCAUCAACAUGCACCCGACGGAGGUGCUGGGCGAGGACCGGCGGCUGGUGAGCGCUGUGGACUACUUCAUCCCGGAGGAUGGGAGCCGCUUCGAGGUGGCCCUGCCCUAUAAGCCGUAUUUCUACAUCGCUACCCAGAGGGGCUGUGAACGAGAAGUGUCAUCCUUCCUCUCCAAGAAGUUUCAAGGGAACAUUUCAAAGCUGGAAACUGUCCCCAAAGAAGAUUUGGAUCUGCCAAAUCACUUGGUGGGUCUUAAGCAGAACUACAUUAAGUUAUCCUUCCACGUGGUGGAGGACUUGGUGAAGGUGCGGAAAGAGAUCUCUCCUGCUGUGAGGAAAAACAGAGAGCGAGACCAGGCGAGCGAUGUCUAUACGUCUAUGCUGUCAAGGAAAGAGGAUCCGGUUGUUCUCGCCUUUGACAUUGAAACUACCAAACUCCCUUUGAAGUUUCCUGAUGCAGAGGCAGACCGGAUCAUGAUGAUCUCCUACGUGGUUGAUGGGCAGGGCUAUCUGAUCACAAACAAGGAGAUUGUCUGUGAGGAUAUUGAGGACUUUGAAUUUACUCCGAAGCCGGAGUGUGAGGGUCCAUCCUGUGUUAAUGAACCAGAUGAGGCUCAUUUAAUGCAGAGGCGGUUUGAACAUGUCCAGGAGACCAAACCUACUAUCAUUGUCACAUACGAUGGAGACUUCUUUGACUGGCCUUUUGUGGAAGCAAGAGCAGCAGCUCAUGGAAUUAAUAUGUAUCAGGAGAUUGGAUUUCAGAAGGGCAGCCAGGGAGAGUACAAAGCCCCGCAGUGCAUCCACAUGGAUUGUCUGAGGUGGGUGAAGAGAGAGAGUUACCUGCCAGUGGGAAGUCACAACCUGAAAGCAGCAGCGAAAGCAAAACUGGGUUAUGAUGCAGUGGAGCUGGACCCUGAAGAGAUGUGCCGGACGGCUACAGAGGAGCCUCAGACUCUGGCCACCUGUUUGGUGUCUGAUGCAGUUGCUACCUAUUACAUGUAUAUGAAGUAUGUGCACCCUUUCAUUUUCGCGUUGUGCACCAUCCUUCCCAUGGAGCCUGAUGAGGUGUUAAGAAAAGGUUCUGGGACACUGUGUGAGGCAUUGCUGAUGGUUCAGGCCUAUCACGCCAACAUCAUCUUCCGCAACAAGCAGGAGCAGGAGUUCAACAAACUUACAGAUGAUGGCCACGUGCUGGACUCGGAGACGUAUGUAGGAGGCCGGGUGGAAGCUCUGGAACCUGGGGUUUUUUGCAGUGACAUCCCUUGCCGCUUUAAAAAGAAUCCUGCUGCCUUUAACUUCCUGGUGCAGCAUGUGGAGAAGACGCUCCGGCAUGCUGUCGAAGAGGAAGAAGGUUUGCCAUUGGAUCAAGUCACCAGCUUCCAGGAGGCUUGUGAUGAAAUCAAAGUCAAGCUGAAUUCCUUGAAGGAUGUUCCUAACGGAAUUGAAUGCCCCCUUAUCUACCAUUUAGAUGUAGGGGCCAUGUACCCCAACAUCAUUCUGACCAACAGGUUGCAGGUGGCCUUCAGCAAUGUGGAUGUGGCCACGUGUGCUGCCUGUGACUUCAACAAGCCAGGUGCUAAUCGUCAGCGCCGGAUGACUUGGCAGUGGAGAGGAGAAUUCAUGCCUGCAAGCCGCAGCGAGUAUCACCGCAUCCAGCAACGACUGGAGCCUGAGAAGUUUCCUCCUCUGUAUCCAGAUGGAGCACCCCGGGCGUUCCACGAGCUUUGCCGUGAAGAGCAGGCCAAGUAUGAGAAGAAGCAACUGGCAGAUUAUUGCUGCAAGGCUUAUGAGCAGAUCCACGUCACCAAGGUGGAGGAGCGUGUCACCACCAUCUGCCAGCGAGAGAACUCUUUCUAUGUAGACACUGUACGAGCUUUCAGAGACCGUCGCUGUGAGUUCAAGGGGCUGCAUGAGGUGUGGAAGAAAAAGCUGUCUGCGGCUGUGGAGACAGGCGAUGCCUCUGAAGUGAAGCGCUACAAGAAUAUGGAAAUCCUCUAUGACUCCCUGCAGCUGGCACACAAGUGUGUCCUCAAUUCUUUCUAUGGCUGUGUCAUGCGUAAAGGAGCUUACUGGUACUCCAUGGAAAUGGCUGGGAUUGUGUGCUUCAUUGGAGCAAAUAUGAUCACACAGGCUAGGGAGCUGAUUGAGCAGAUUGGGAGACCUCUAGAACUGGAUAGAGAUGGGAUUUGGUGUGUGCUUCCCAACAGCUUCCCGGAAAACUUUGUCAUCGAGUCAACCAACGCAAAGAAGCCGAAGGUGACAAUCUGCUACCCAGGUGCCAUGCUGAACAUCCCCGUGAAGGUCCUUGCUAACCAGCACCAGGGGGGAACACCGAGCUCCCAGAUUGGCGACGUAGAGGAUUUGGGGGCUGCUAAGCCCCUUCAGCCGUUGGUUCCAGUUGCAAAUAAACGGAAGCGGGUCCGUACGGCAGAGGAAAGCCAGCAGAUGUUCCAGUAUCUGGAACUGUCGCAGUCCUGGCGAGAGAUCCUGGACCCACCUGCUGCCAUGGGCACUACUAAGCACAAGAAGAAAUGGGAGCUGCAGGCUCGGCAGCACCAGGAGCAUCGGAAGAAGCGGCGCCUGGAGGAUGGUGGAGUGAUGACAGGUGGAGGCAUAAUCCGUGAUACCCUCUCCAAAGGACUGAGCAGCUACGUGUACAGGACGGCACGCGGCAUCCUGGACUUGCCCUGGCAGAUUGUGCAGAUUGCUGAGAGCAGCCAGGCUGGCUUGUUGAGGCUGUGGGCAGUGAUCGGAAGCGACCUGCACUGUAUCAGACUGAGCAUCCCAAGAGUGUUCUAUGUCAAUCAGCGUGUUGCAAAACCAGAGGAGGGAGCUGUCUACAGGAAGGUGAACUGGAUCUUGCCCCGCUCAAACUUGGUUUACAAUCUCUACGACUACUCAGUCCCUGAAGACAUGUACCAAGAGCACAUCAAUGAAAUCAAUGCAGACCUGUCUGCUCCAGACACUGAGGGAGUGUAUGAGACUCAGGUAGAGGCAUGGGAGCUCAAAAUGAAACAAGUUAGUAAGACGCUAAAACGAAAGACCCUCUCGAGAAGUAUUCGCCACGUCUACCUCUACCAGAGCUCCCAGGGCAACAAAGCGCUCUUUGGUCUUUUCAUCCCCUCUCAGCGCAAAGCUGCAGUGUUUGUGCUGGACACGGGCUGCAAGGUAUGA